Paralichthys olivaceus (Japanese flounder) is the source of this 1547-nucleotide messenger RNA. It is a transcript of the gene c21h8orf33, whose product is annotated as chromosome 21 C8orf33 homolog. NCBI's taxonomy places the organism in Eukaryota, Metazoa, Chordata, Actinopteri, Pleuronectiformes, Paralichthyidae. The record is from RefSeq and is a predicted model, not a curated record.
CGUUCCUAACAUUAAAGAAGACAGAAGAUGUGAGUGUUUGAAAAUGUGCUGGUUCCGCUGAACAUGUCUUCAUCCCCGAGACGUCGAGUUAAAUAGUUGAACAACAUGGCCGAACAGAGGCUGCUGUUUCUAGAUAUUGAACCGAAGUCAAACAGCUCCACUCCGACUGAGAGACCCCUCUGGAGUCGCAGCGACAACACCUUCAAGUUCAACUUCCUCCCUGACAGCGCUCCAGCACUUCAGAAGAACAUCUCACCAGACAGGGCAGAGCCAGCACCGAGCCACAUAUCCUUCACCGGGGGAGGCUCUGCUUUUUCCUUUAACUUCCAAAUCCCUGCUGGUACACCCGUACAAGACAUGGAGACAGGAGAGACCCCAGAGGCAAGUUCUCCAGGAAGCCAGGGUGGCAUCCAGGAGGAAAAGCCUUCCUCGCUGCAGGAGGUUAACUCUGAAUCUGAGCUGCAAGCCAAAGCAAAGAAGAAGAAGAAGAAAUCUGGGAAGAAAAAAGUCUUAGAAAGCACAGAGGCACAACAGAAGCCAGCUGAAGGGAGUCAAGGAGGGGACAACACAGAGCUGAGUGCAGAGGAGCAGUUAAACAGACAGCUGGACUGGUGCAUCGAGCAGCUGGAACUGGGAAUGAGAUCCCAAAAAGGAACACCGAAACAAAAGGAGGAGGCAUCCCGUGCUCUGACGACUCUGCGUAGCUCCAAAGCUCCACUGGUCAAGAAGAGGCAGGUGAUGAGAGCCAUGACUGGAGAGUACAGGAAAAAAAUGGAAGAGGAGAAGAACAAGCAGUUCAAACUCAUUCGGAGUGAAAUUGCAUCAGCUCAGGUCAAAGUUGUGUCAGAUUCUCCAAAGAAGUCUGUUUUCCGCCAGAGGGCUAAAGUCAAAACACAGACCCCCACCACAGAGGAGGGCCAGCAGCAGCAGACUGAAGCCCAGGACACAGACCUGACACCACAGACUCAGGAGGAGACAGCAGCUUUUGUCUUCACUCCCUCAAAGGAAGAGUUUCGCUUUGAUUUUCUUUGAUUUAUUUAACCCUCAAGACAAACUUUUCACUGAUCUGAGCUGGACAUCCUUUGUGAAAGAAAAAUAUGGAGAUAAUGGGGGAAAAAAACUAUUACAAUCACAAUGUUAUAUAAAAAAAAACUCCUCUCUGCUCUGGUCUAAAUAAAUAAUUUUGUAUUUUUGUUUGCAUUGUUUUUAUUUAUCAGUAAAUGUGCGAAGUGACAACAAACAAGUUAUAAGUCAGACACAAUUCAUGAUUGAUGAGUGUAUCCAGAGGAUCAGGCAGAUUGUAACGAGAGGAGCUUACAGCGAUCGCUGAACUCAUCAAUUCAGCUAGAUUCCUUUUCUUGGGUGAGGAAGUUAUAAAAGGUUGCUUUGGUCAAACCUUGAUAAUGUGCAUCAUCUAUUGAUUUCUUAUUUAGCUAAUUUCAGGCAAUGCUUUCCUUGACUGAAAAAUGACAUGUUUUGUAAAUAGUGUCACUCCAUCGUGCAUCUUUUUGACUUGUGACUAUCAAAAUAAAGUUGUGUUUACUUGA